AUGAAUAAGAAACCUCAAAUAACAACGAAUUUUAUUCUUCUUUUGAUUUUUUUCUUCUUCUUUCGUAGGUAUCGCUGGAUUAAAAACGGAAAACACUUUGACUUCACAGCUUAUGACGAUAGAAUAACACAGCAACCUGGACGUGGUACAUUGACAAUCACAAAGCCACGUGAUGAAGAUUUGGGUCAAUACCAAUGUUUUGCUGAGAACGAGCAUGGAAUUGCAACAUCAAAUUCGGUGUUUGUUAGGAAGUCAGAGUUAAAUAAUUUCAAAGAUGAAGCUAUUCAUACGCUUGAAGCACAGGAAGGUUCACCAUUUCAACUCAAAUGUCAACCACCAGAUGGUUGGCCAAAACCAAGUGUGUAUUGGAUGAUUCAGACAACAUCUGGUGGUAUCAAAACAAUAAACAAUUCACGAAUGACUCUUGAUCCUGAAGGAAACUUGUGGUUUUCAAAUGUUACUCGCUUUGAUGCGUCAGAUGAUUCUUACUAUGCUUGUUCGGCUGCAUCGACAUUCCGUAAUGAAUACAAAUUAGGAAAUCGUGUUCUAUUGAAAGUUAUCCCAGCCAGUAACGCAGCACAAAAUCGUUACCAACCAACACGUCAAUAUGUAUCACGUCGUAAUGAAGUUGCGUUGCGAGGUCAGAAAAUCGAAAUUUUUUGUAUAUAUGGUGGAACGCCAUUGCCACAAACAAUUUGGACUAAAGAUGGAAGACCAAUAGCCUGGAGUGAUCGGAUAACACAAGGAAAUUAUGGAAAAUCACUGAUUAUACGACACACGGCAUUAGAAGAUCGAGGAUCAUACACAUGCGAUGUUUCAAAUGGAGCUGGACAACCUCAAUCAUCGUCAAUCAAUUUAGAAAUUAAAGCAAUUCCAUACUUCACUAAAGAACCUGAACCCCAAAACGCAGCUGAGGAAGAAACUGUUGUUUUUGAAUGUGAAGCUAAAGGUAUUCCCGAACCAGCAAUUAAAUGGAUCCACAAUGGAAAACCAAUUGAACAAGCUCCACAGAACCCACGUCGAACAGUUUUAAAGAAUAAAAUCAUUAUUAAAAACCUUUUGAAAAGUGACACUGGCAAUUACGGUUGUAAUGCAACUAACGCACUCGGUUAUGUCUAUAAAGAUGUUUAUGUGAACGUAUUGGCUUUACCACCAGAGAUUGAGGAAGCACCUGGAAAGGAAGCAACAGUUGAUGAACGUGAUGUGAAAUUGACAUGUCGAGUAUUUGGUGCACCAAAGCCUAGAAUAAAGUGGAUUCGUAAUGGACAGGAAUUAACUGGUGGACGUUAUAAAAUUCAAGAAACUGGUGAUUUGAUAAUCGAAAAAACACAACAUAAUGAUGCUGGCGAUUAUAUUUGUCAUGCUGAGAAUAAAUUUGGAACGAAAGAAGCAAAUGGUACACUCGUAGUGUACCAACAUACACAAAUCUCUGAAGCACCGCAAGAUUUUGAAGUUGUCGCUGGAACACUAGCAACAUUCCGUUGCAAUGCAGAGUCUGAUCCUGGUCUUGAACGAGAAAUUGAAUGGCUUUGGAAUGGUGAAGUAAUUGACCUUGAAAACCAGGCACGUUUCACAAUGUCAAGCGAUUAUUCUUUAUCGAUUUCAAAUUCUAUUGAAUUGGAUUCUGGAUCUUAUACUUGUGUAGCCCGAACUGAACUUGAUGAAGCAUCAGCAUCAGCAACAUUGACUGUUCAAGAUGUACCAAACCCUCCAGUGCUUACUGGUAUUCGUUGUAAUGCUCGUGACGCUACAGUUUCAUGGGAGCCUAAAGGAGACAAUCGUUCACCAAUUCUUUAUUUCAUCAUUCAAUACAAUACUUCUUUCACUCCUGAUACUUGGGCUGAUGCUGCCAGUCAAGUUCCAGCAACAGAUUUCUCUUAUACAGUACCAAUGAGUCCAUGGGCUAAUUAUACAUAUCGUGUAAUUGCUGUCAAUAAAGUAGGCAUAUCAUCACCAUCUGAUCACAGCGAUUCAUGCACCACACAACCAGAUGUUCCGUAUAAGAAUCCAGAUAAUGUAGAAGGAAAAGGCACUGAACCUAAUAAUCUCGUUAUAAAAUGGUCACCAAUGGCCGAGAUCGAUCACAAUGCUCCACAAUUUCAUUAUCGUGUGUCAUGGAAGCGUGAUGUUGCUGGUGCUGAGUGGAACAAAGAAGACAACUUCGAAUGGGAAAAUGGUGAGUUGUUAGUGCCUAAUCAACCAACAUUCCAACGUUACAAAAUUAGAGUGCAAGCUGUCAACGAAAAAGGAGAAUCAAAUGUUGCUGUGAAGGAAGUUGAAGGCUAUUCUGGUGAAGACAGACCAACGGAAGCUCCAAAGAUGUUGACACUUGAUACCGUCGUAUCGGGAACAUCGGCUAUGUUGUCAUGGGAAGAAGUUCCACCAGAAUCAAUCAAAGGUCAUUUCCGUGGGUAUAAAAUUCAGACAUGGGUUGAAGGUGACGAAGAAAAUGUGAAAGAAAUUUUGAUGAAGUCAAAUACAUCGAAAGCUUUGGUGAAUAAAUUCACACCAGAUUCUAUGAAUUACGCUCGCAUUAUGGCAUUUAAUGAUAGAUUCAGUGGACCUCCUAGUAACACGAUUAACUUCAAAACACCAGAAGGUGUUCCAAGCACAGUUCAAUCUCUUCAGGCAUUUCCCAUGGGAACAUCAGCUUUUAUGUUGCAAUGGAAACGUCCACUUCUUACCAAUGGCAUUCUUCAAGGUUAUCGAAUUUACUAUGAAGAAGUGAAGGGAACUGAACUUGGACCACGUCAGGAACGUGAACCGAGAAUUCUUGAUCCUGAAGUAAAACAAGCAAAACUCGCUGGCCUUAAAUCGGACCAAAAAUAUCGAAUCCAUAUUGUUGGGUUCACGAAACAGGGUGAAGGAGAAGAUUACUACAUCGAACAAACGACACAAGCGUCAGCUGGUGACAAACCAGAUAAAGCAAGCUUUGAAAUUCAAAAGGUUCCAUCAGAUGGCGCUUACGAUAAAGUUAAAAUUAAUUGGCGGCCAAAUUUUGCUGGCAAGCCAGGAUCACAUUUCUAUGUAAAAUACCGUGAAGUCGGUCAACCAAAGUAUGAAUCUAUGGAUCCAGUGAUUAGUGAAGAUUUUACUGAAGUUGGUGGUUUGAGUGGAAAUGCAGACUAUGAAUUCAGAGUUGUGUCUGUUGAUGGCAAAGAAGAGACUGAAAGCGAAGCUAAACUUUUUAGCACAUCAGACUCAGGCGUUAAAGUUGUACCGCAAGGUGAUGAUACAGCUAUUGCAGGCUGGUUCAUUGGAAUGAUUCUCGCACUUGCCUUCCUUAUUCUUAUUCUCGUAAUCAUUUGCAUUAUCAAACGAAACCGUGGAGGAAAAUAUGAUGUGCAUGACCGAGAGUUGGCAAAUGGACGGCAAGAUUACCCCGAUGAGGGUGGAUUCCACGAAUAUUCCCAACCUCCUACAGAUGCUCCUUCCAAUCCUCCACUCGAUUCGGGUGUAAAAAAUAUGGCUAGUCUUGUUUUCGGCCAAUUGCAUUUUAAGAAAAUUUUGGAUAACAAAUCUCAAGGUAGACAAUCAUUAAAUUCACAAAAGCAUGGUCCCGAGAGCGAUACGGACUCAAUGGCCGAAUAUGGUGAUGGCGAAGCCGGCGGACAAUUCACUGAAGAUGGCUCAUUUAUUGGACAAUACGUGCCAGGUAAACUUAACCCACCCGUCAGUCCCCAACCAAUUCAACAUCAAGCCGGAAGCAGUGGAGCUGCCACUUAUGUUUAAUUAAGAAAUUAAGUAUAAAAAGAAUAACGACAAUGCAACACAAAGGUUAAAAACAGAAGAAAAGUUAAAAAUCGUAGACACACUAAUAACUAAAUUUAAAUCACAAAAAUUAUGCUUCGAAGGGAGAAGAUUUUUUUAAAUGAAUUGACUUCAAUUGAACGCAGUGGAAUAUGAGUUUAAAAAAAAGGAUUCAAGUGUAAUAAGAACUUUAUUAUUAUUAAUAGUUGAUAUCGCUUCAAAUUUUUUCUUGUUUAGUUUAGGUUGCUUUAGAAAGAUAAAGACUCUGAUAAAAUUAGCAGCUUAAAUUUAUAUAACUAAGAACAAAGUAAUUGGAAUGAAAUCUCUUAUACAGUCAAGUUAAAUCGGAGCGCUAACAAAAUAGAUAAAGAACUUUGUUCUUGAAAUAUUUGAUUCUAUAAAAUGAUUGUUUCUCACUAAUCUCUCUAUAUUUUUACGAUGAACAACAGACAAACACAUGUGUUCAUAUUAUAAAUGGAAUUUAUAAAAGUAGCCAGCAUUUUAACAACGAUAAGGCGCCAAGAUUAAUCUUUCAUUUUAUGAUAGUAUCUGACAAUGAUUUAACUAAAUGAUUAUAAUAACCUGCUUUUUCUUUGUAAUAAUUCCAAUCUCGUUGGCGCACUAUAAAGUUUAAACAUUCAACUCUACACA
Clunio marinus is the source of this 4401-nucleotide messenger RNA. The record is from the annotation of a GenBank genome assembly. NCBI's taxonomy places the organism in Eukaryota, Metazoa, Arthropoda, Insecta, Diptera, Chironomidae.